Neurospora hispaniola is the source of this 1732-nucleotide messenger RNA. RefSeq names its product SPX domain-containing protein. NCBI's taxonomy places the organism in Eukaryota, Fungi, Ascomycota, Sordariomycetes, Sordariales, Sordariaceae. The transcript has 2 exons. The record is from RefSeq and is a predicted model, not a curated record. Gene Ontology annotation, biological process: cellular response to phosphate starvation. Bases 376 to 1476 code for a protein of 366 amino acids.
CUAAGUGCCACAUUGGCUGAGGAUGGGUGGCCAUGUGCGACCAACAAACAGGCCAUUCAUUGCCAUUGCCUUCAAAAGAGCAAACAGACACACACUCAUGUCUAACAUUACUGGUGCACAUUUAGUUGAGUGAUUUCAACGACACCAAACCGUCCGCGCGUGUCAACGUCCCGACUCGAUUCCAACGAGAUUCCGAGUUUCCUCUCUUCAGCUAUUGCCGAUUCACGACCCGACCUAGACCCAAACCUAGUAGUCAUCGCUGUCGCACCGCGCGACUCGCCAAAUUGCCCCUCGUUCUUCCCCAAUCCUACAGUUACUCGCCAUGACCACGCCUCCGAACGAAUACCAGGACUUUUGCAUGGCCAUGUCGCUACAAUGAAAUUCGGUCACUCGUUCAAGGAGGCCCUGCAAGGGGAGAGCUACCCUCAGCAUUGGGUAGACAAAGCCAUUCCGUACGGUCAGCUCAAGAAGCUCCUGGGCAAGGUGCGAGAAGAACUUACUCGCAACGGCUAUGACCCCGAUACUCUUCACAGGCUCUUGGCCGAUCACAACGCAGAGUACAGGCUAAGGGUAGAGAAUUCCCACAUCCUCCGCCCCAAACUGGUAGUCCGCCCCUCGGCCAGUACCAUUUGUCUACGAUCCGAUACGGUUCCGAAGCUCCUCACGGGAGGAGAGCUCAGCACGCCCGCCAGCGCACCUCCCAAGUCGUCGUCUGUACUGCUGGGAAAUCCCACCUUGUCACCCCCGAGUCUGGCGCAAGCCCAGGAUGCUGGAUGGGUUGAUAUUCCUCUGGACUCAGACGCAAAGUUCUUCAACAUCCUACAAACAGAUGUGGUCGAGCUAGACUCGCUGCAAACCCAAGAGCGUCAAUCUAUGAAUGACGGUAUACAGCUGCUUGGCGAUGAGAUUGCACGUCUGGCUCGGCCCCGCAAGGGAGUCAUUCAUAUAGCAAAAUCUGACCUCUACCGUUGGCGUGAGAUUUUUGAACUCUACCUGGCCGCCCAGGUAUUCUUCUCGACUGCCGAGACAGCCACGGGUCCGCGUGAUAGUGAGAAGGCGCGGAAGCAGCUUGUUUGGUUCCAGGAUGAGGUCAACAAACGACAGCUUUUACAAAAAUUCAAACUCAAGGCUAGCGCGGAAGCUUACACACAUUUCCUCGAACUCAACGCAACCCUCCUGAAAAAUUUCAAGUUCCAAGAGCUUAACCGAACAGCGGUUACCAAAAUCAUCAAGAAAUUCGAUAAACAGACGUCAUUGGGUGUGAAGGCAGAGUUCCCAAAAGCCAUGAGCUCUGCCCCCUUCAUCGUUGGGAGUAUUGCCAAAGACAUCUGCUCACAGAUGGCUUGCGAAGUGCUCAGCCGUGUUCCCCAAAUUGUGGAUUACACAUGCACAAUCUGUACGCAUGCCGGCAGGUCUACGUCAAAAUUUAGACCCCGCCCACCCCCACAGCCUUGCGUGGUGGUAUAUCCAAGCUGAUAAUGAUGGAUGUUGUAGGUUACUCGAUCUGCUGGCUCCCCGUGCGACUGGACUGUGACCACAUGUUUUGCAUCCGGUGCAUGAUCAAGAUGCAAACCCGGGAAAAAGAGCUGUGCCCCCUCUGUCGGGCCAAAACCGUGCUAUCUGCGACUGAAGGUAAUGAUGAAUUCCAACAUGGCUCGAUAAGCAGUAUUGAGCACGUAUAGCUAACAUGCGUCGCCUUUGCCAACUACAGCCCACAUCGACUGGAAAUUGA